Molecule: messenger RNA, 1507 nt
Organism: Girardinichthys multiradiatus
Lineage: Eukaryota; Metazoa; Chordata; Actinopteri; Cyprinodontiformes; Goodeidae
Gene: spam1
Product: sperm adhesion molecule 1
Exons: 4
Coding region: 36-1358 (440 amino acids)
Biological process (GO): carbohydrate metabolic process; hyaluronan catabolic process
Cellular component (GO): acrosomal vesicle
Molecular function (GO): hyalurononglucosaminidase activity
Source: RefSeq, a predicted model, not a curated record
UCAAGAGAAGAGCAGGUAAGACUUGUGUCAUAACAAUGGCACCUUUUCAUUCUUGUUUUGGCCUCUGUAUGAUCAUAUCAGCCUUUGCAUUACCACCUACUGAGCCACCUCUGGUCCGUGAUCAUCCCUUUGUGGCCAUAUGGAAUGCCCCCACUGACCAAUGCAAACAGCUUGAAAUUCCACUGGAUACCGCUGCCUUCCAAGAAGUGACUACACCUUCAGCUGUGCCAGGUCAAUUUCUUACCAUCUUUUAUGAAGAUCGCCUUGGCAUUUAUCCUAAAGUUGACAUAAUCAAGCAAAAGAUCUACAAAGGUGGUAUCCCCCAAAACGGCAACUUGACAGAACAUCUUGCUAAGGCCAAAAGUACAAUAGAUCACUAUAUCUCCCAAGAUUCCUCUCCUGGGCUGGCUGUGAUUGACUGGGAGUCCUGGCGUCCUCUGUGGGACCAAAACUGGGGAUCAAAACAAAUUUAUCAGAAAUUGUCUAUUACUCACGCUUUGCAGCUGGCUCCAUUUUUGUCAACAAAGCAAAUUUCCCAAAUGGCUAAGAGCCAGUUUGAGGAAGCUGGGCGACGCUUCAUGGAGAAAACUAUUAGCUUUGGCAUUGGGAAGAGACCAAGCCGCCGCUGGGGAUUUUAUCUGUUUCCUGACUGUUACAACUAUGGAUGGGACAAGCCAGGAUACACAGGGGAGUGCUCCAGUAAAACUCAGAAGCAGAACAACAAGCUGCUGUGGCUGUGGGAACGAAGCACCGCUCUUUUCCCCUCUGUCUACCUCCACAUGACUCUGGGAAACUCACCCCAGGCUGCGCUUUAUGUCCGCAAUCGUGUCCACGAGGCGCUGAGGGUGGCGGCACUUCCAAAACGCUCCUAUACUGUGCCUGUCUAUGUCUACUCUAGACCCCUGUACCGGGAUCAGACCAAAAAGUUUCAGACUCAGACAGAUCUUGUUAACACUGUUGGAGAGUCUGCAGCUCUUGGUGCUUCUGGAGUUGUUAUAUGGGGAGCUACUAGGGACUACAAUAGCAAGGCUGCCUGCGAGUCUCUGUCUGAGUACCUGUCCUCCACGUUUAGCCCAUAUGUUGCCAAUGUGACUGCGGCUGCAAUGCUCUGCAGUGAGGUGCUGUGUCAGGGCAAUGGCCGCUGUGUGAGGAAGAACUACAACAACCCUCACUACCUACACCUGAACCCCACCUCGUUCCGCAUCCUGAAGGCUAGCGGGAAGUACGUUGCUGUCGGUCUCCCAACUGCCAGCGACCUUAACGACUGGGUGAAAAAGUUCACCUGUCAGUGCUACGCUGGGUGGAGCUGCUCUCCUAAGUUGCAGAUUCCAACUGAAGUUCAACUCAUUCGGGUGUAAAUUGUGAGGGGAGUAAAUAAAUGCCCCUUUCUGCCUCUCAAAUCUGGAUUUGUAGUUAUUCCUAUAAUAAAAAUAUUUCACAUAAACAUUCUGUUUUUACUCACAAAAUAAAGAUAUGAGGCAAGAUAAUAAAUUCAUGUUUUUCUGCA